GAUAGCACACGAAUAGAUUGGGACGUGGCUGCUAGGGAGUUAGCCGUCAGUCUAACAAACAAAAUAAAUCGUCUUGUUACCACAAAACACGUCCAGUACAAAGUAAACUUAACUAAAAUGCAACUUAGAAAGUUGGACAAAUCAGAGGGGACCGCGUUGCAGCCCGCAGCGGGAAGAUUAACAAACCAAUUAAUAUCGGACGGUAAAAUAAUAAUUGCAAUAGAAAGAGAUUCGGACGUUUUUCUAGAGAAAAUGGACACGCGUUUCUUACCAUACUUACUACAAAUGACUGACGAAAUAAUAAACGGAAUGACUAUGAGACUGAUAGAGAAAUUGACUGAGGAACUGGUAGGGGAAAUAGUGAGGGAAACCUUAGAGGGAACGUCGGGGGAACACACGACUAUUGGUAUGCAAAGCCCCGAGAAUCAUGUACGACGAGGGACCAUCAACAUGUGUUACAUCCCAACUCUUCAGCUGGUUAGUAUUCCCUUCAUACUAUUCCAUAGUCUAUGAAAAGGGAAAUGCUCUUUUAUAAAGAAAACAAAAAAGUUCUUCUAGCGCACCCCCAUCGUGCUGAUACUAAGCAGAGAUCGAUUUAUGGUUCUGGUUAGCAAAGUAUAAAAUUUGAAGAACAACUACGACUUGAUCAGAUUCGGCCUUACUUAGAUUCAUGACUGAAGAGUACUUCGUAGCAAAUUUCCUGAAAGAAAACUGUAAAGUUUUAAAGACAGCUUUUUCGUCUCGCGUAAAAUAACAACAUUGCUUGCUCAUGUUGAGGAAGCACCUUUGCCCAGUAACUGGAGCAACAUCAUGUGGUUUCUUAAGUUCCAAGAAAAGUUCAGGAUGUUCGCUUACCGUACACGAUCAAGUAGCCUUAAAGAGGAACUCAUAAAUUUUUCCGCAUCUUGAAAUCGUAGUCGCAUACUAUACGCAUAUUAUAUAUCUAUGUACAAGUAGGAAAUUGAAAGAUGACUCAGAUUGGAUAACUAG
This is a messenger RNA of Glossina fuscipes, 990 nucleotides long. RefSeq lists its product as uncharacterized. Bases 118 to 513 code for a protein of 131 amino acids. The record is from RefSeq and is a predicted model, not a curated record. Lineage: Eukaryota; Metazoa; Arthropoda; Insecta; Diptera; Glossinidae. The transcript has 2 exons.